AUGUCAACUACGAUGAAACUUGUUGCAAAAGAUGCAGUAGCUAUUGCAAGUUAUUUUAAUAAUGUUAAUCAUGCAUAUUGGAUAAAAAGACUUCGUGAUGAACAAAUGGAUUUGUAUAGGAAUACAUAUGGUUUAGUAUCACCAAAUGAUACUCGAUGGAACUCAAAUUAUGAUUGCUAUGUAAGUGAAGAAGAUAUCGAAGAUGGUGAUACCAUUACUAAAACUAUAACUACUAAUGAAGAAAUAGAAGCUUAUUUUAGGACCUGUGAAAGAAUGAUACAAGAAGAAAGAGCUGCAAUUGAAGAUGAAAAUAUUUCUAAUUUCAUAUUCUUGCCAGCAGAAGAUGUUUUUGACUUGGUAGGAGAAACAGAACAUCCUGCUAACAAUAAGGAUGCUAAAUGGGCUAUAAAAGAUUUAUUUAAACCUUUAGAUAUCAAUCUCUGGUUGAUGAAAAAUUAUCUUCUUUUUAUUACUUGA
Molecule: messenger RNA, 477 nt
Organism: Entrophospora sp. SA101
Lineage: Eukaryota; Fungi; Glomeromycota; Glomeromycetes; Entrophosporales; Entrophosporaceae
Source: the annotation of a GenBank genome assembly